AUGCACUUCACAUCUCUUACCUUUUCACUUCUUUUGCAGGGCGCCAUUGCUUUGAAUGUUGGCCCAGAGUAUAGUCAUCCGAUAGAAGACCUCGACGUCGACCUUCCAUUCUCUCAGCCGGUCACAUUCGCCCACUUGGAAUGGCAAAGGUGUCUCGCAGAAUCUCAUAAUAAACCCCUCGACAUCGCCGUUCUUGGAUUCCCAUACGACACCUCAACAUCAUACCGCCCCGGCGCAAGAUUCGGUCCUCGAGGCAUCCGCGCAGGAUCGGCGCGCGAAAAGAAAGGACGAAGCUACAACACCGUGUGGGAGGUGGACCCGUAUGACGAAGGACUUGAAAUCAUCGACUGUGGAGAUAUUCCGAUUACACCAUUCGAUGCCGCGCACGCAUUUAAGCAAAUGGAACAGGGUUACAGACAGGUUCUCUACCACCCGACGUCCGAGGGGAACUCGUGGGAGCAUCCGCGGAUCGUGAGUCUCGGUGGCGAUCACUCGAUUGUCUUGCCUAUUUUGCGAUCAUUGAAACAUGUCUAUGGGCCCAUCUCUGUUAUUCACUUGGACUCGCAUCUUGACACUUGGGAUCCUUAUGAGGGUUAUACUGGGAUCGCGUCGAACCAGUCGGCAAUUACGCAUGGGACUUUCUUCUGGCAUGCGAGUCGGGAGGGAUGUAUUUCCAAGGGGACGAGUGUCCAUGGAGGGUUAAGGACGAAGCUUUUUAGUCCUAAAGACUACGAGAUCGACCAGAAUGUUGGAUUUACGAUUAUUGAGGCUCACGAGAUUGACGAUAUUGGCAUGUCUGGGAUCAUUGAAAAGGUCCGGAGUGUUGUCAAAGAUACUCCUACUUAUCUUUCCAUUGAUAUUGACGUCCUCGAUCCGAGCAUCGCCCCUGCAACCGGAACACCCGAAUCUGGCGGCUGGACCACCCGUGAAUUAAAGCGGUUCAUCAAAGGCCUCGAGGGUGUGAAUCUUGUUGGUGCCGAUGUAGUGGAAGUCAGCCCGCCAUAUGACACUGUUGCUGAGACUACUUCGAUCGCUGCUGCGGAUUUGAUCGUUGAUAUUCUCGCAUCCAUGGCGAAGUUGAAGACAGGACCCAAGGCGAAGACGGCAACUUCGAAAGAUGAAUUGUAA
Penicillium mononematosum is the source of this 1128-nucleotide messenger RNA. Its product is annotated as agmatinase. The record is from RefSeq and is a predicted model, not a curated record. Lineage: Eukaryota; Fungi; Ascomycota; Eurotiomycetes; Eurotiales; Aspergillaceae. The transcript is spliced from 6 exons. Gene Ontology annotation, molecular function: metal ion binding; agmatinase activity. The coding region runs from base 1 to 1128 and encodes 375 amino acids.